Messenger RNA from Crotalus tigris (Tiger rattlesnake), 820 nucleotides. Its product is annotated as C-type lectin domain family 4 member F-like. The record is from RefSeq and is a predicted model, not a curated record. NCBI's taxonomy places the organism in Eukaryota, Metazoa, Chordata, Lepidosauria, Squamata, Viperidae. Bases 29 to 787 code for a protein of 252 amino acids. The transcript has 7 exons.
UAAGCAAAAGAAGGUGGUGAAAAUCAAGAUGGAAGAAGUCCAUGAAAAGAUGACCACAGAACCCUGUGCACCAGAAAGAACCUCUGAUGUUUGGUCUACCAACUUGCCUAAAUGGACGUUGGGUUUUCUGUGCUUGGUUAUGAUUUCCAGUUCAGCAGCCAUAUACACAAAACAUUAUUUUUAUUCAGUCCAUGUCAGACAAAACACUGAUGCCAUGAAGUUGAUUCGAAAUUUUAUUCUACAGCACAAUGAAUCUAUGGAAACACUGAAAGAUUCUGACAUCCUCAAUGAAGUUGAAAAGAUGAUAUGUCAAGUAGCCCAGAUAUAUCAAGAAAGGGCUGAAAUACAGACUCUUAUAGAAGACACCCUUGCAAUGAUAAAUCAUGGGUGGACGGUGAUCAACGGCAGCCUGUACUACGUCUUUUCUGACCUAGUGACGUUUUAUGAAGCCCAAAAGACCUGUGAAUCCAUAAACACAACGCUGGCUAUUGUCAUCCAUCCCCAGGUAGAGUUAUUUCUGGAGUCUCAGUCCAAAAAGUUAAAUCAAGGAAUCUGGGUUGGGUUGCAAUUUCUUGAGAAAAACUGGCAGUGGAUCGAUGGGAAGACGCCGUAUCAUCCACAUUUCUGGAUGGCCCAUAAGCCAGACCCCGCCUCCUUCACAAGGGACAAGUGUGUUGAAAUUAAAAAAGAUUGUCUUACACCUGGGAAUUGCUGGAGCAAUCUUAACUGCCAUGCAAAAAGGAUCCCAGCUUGUAAACUGGACCCCAGUCCAAAGGGAAUGGGAUAGGAUUGGUGUUUUCCAAUCGCUAGGCAAAUAUAC